This is a messenger RNA of Lineus longissimus, 5352 nucleotides long. RefSeq lists its product as uncharacterized. The record is from RefSeq and is a predicted model, not a curated record. NCBI's taxonomy places the organism in Eukaryota, Metazoa, Nemertea, Pilidiophora, Heteronemertea, Lineidae. Gene Ontology annotation, molecular function: hyaluronic acid binding; transmembrane signaling receptor activity. Gene Ontology annotation, biological process: cell adhesion. The transcript is spliced from 14 exons. The coding region runs from base 45 to 4472 and encodes 1475 amino acids. Gene Ontology annotation, cellular component: plasma membrane.
UUGUUAUGUAUAUAUUGCAUUAAAGGAUAGAAGAAGCAGUGACCAUGUUCUGGAUCUCGACGCUUGUCACUUUUUUGUUCAUAUCUCGCGGACAGGCAGGUUUGUAUCACCAAGACUUCGUAUAUCUCAACGCCAUUGCGCGCCACUGCCACCGUCAUUGCUCGGGCUCCAUCGCGUGGACGCUGGAAAGGGCCGGGUUCCCUGGAGAGGACGCACUCCUAACAUGUCAACCGCACAAAACAGCUCAACAGUGUAAUCACUACUGCGCCAAAGGUGGAAGUCUUGGGCCUCUUCAGGGAAUUCUACAAGGACAGGUCGGCGUUAAUGUAACCCACCUCACUCUUUUGGCGGGAUCCGACGUCUCACAUGUGUUAGAAGAUGUCAAAGUCAUGACAGAAACCCGAAAUGUCACUGUGUUUCUUGGAGUAGAAUCAAUUCUCAUUGGCCAAGUCUCAUUCCUUCAAAGGGAGUUUGGGGAACAGGACCACAUCAGUGUUGGCGCCAUUUGUCCAUCCGAUACGGGACGGCGCCAGUACAAUACUUCCGAUCUCGAGUUUUAUGCAGACUCUGAUCAAAAAGAAUGUAGGGAUAGAAACACUGUCGGUUUGGCAGCAGUGAAGCCUCGAUCAUAUCAAGGACCAGUGGCACAUGUUACAUCAUCAGCCGGAAAGUACAAAAUACCCAAUUGGGCGGAGGCCAGGACGACAUGUGGCUCCAGAGGUCUUCGUUUAGCCACACGAGAGCAACUAGAAACCGCCUGGAAGGAUGGCAUGGAUGUGUGCGCCUGUGGUUGGUUGGCUGAUGGGUUUGCUGCGUUCCUCAGUAGCAGUUGCGGCAGCAUCGGCCGGGCAGGAGUGACAACCUGCAAAGAGCCUGAGGUGGGAAAAGGGUGGGACGCUUUCUGCAUAGAUACUCCAAUUCUUGUGGUGCAUGUCCAAGAGAGCGGCCGAUCAUCUGAAAUUCCAACCUGGGAAGCCGCGGUAAGUGAAUGCGCCAGUCAAGGUAUGAGGUUAGCCACGCGGGAUCAACUGACGGAAGCCUGGAGGCAAGGAUUGGAUGUGUGCGCCUGUGGAUGGCUGGCUGAUGGAAGUGUGGGCUAUCCCAUCUUGAACCCGAGAGAUGGAUGUGGAAAUUCUGCAGCAGGAAUAAGGACAUGCUCUAGAAUCCCCUUCAAUGCUGGAUGGGACGCCUACUGUACAAAAGCUGAACUUCCUGUCAUACACGUCACUGAUGAUGGAGGUUCCUACAAAAUUGCAUCUUGGGAGGACGCCCGGAGAAAAUGUACCAGUCGAGGAAUGAGGUUAGCCACACGUGGUCAGUUAACAGACGCCUGGAAACAAGGGUUGGACGUCUGCUCGUGUGGAUGGCUGGCUGAUGGUACGGUAGGAUAUCCUAUCUUGAGGACGAGAAACGGCUGCGAGGGCUCUGCAGCUGGAGUAACAACAUGCUCUAGUUCAAUAGGAGGUGGCGCUGGAUGGGAUGCCUACUGCACAAAAAUAGAAAUACCAGUUGUUCAUAAAGAAGGCGAUGGUGGACGAUAUACGAUAACGGACUGGUCAUCAGCCGACAGAAAAUGUGCCAGUCUUGGUAUGAGGCUAGCCACACGAGAGCAGUUGACAGAAGCUUGGGAACAAGGAUUGGACGUUUGCUACUGUGGAUGGCUGGCUGAUGGGAGUGUGGGAUAUCCAAUUUUGAGGCCCAGAAAUGGAUGUGGCGGCUCCUCUGCUGGUAUAAGGACUUGCUCGAGAACUCCUCCUAGUGGGGCUGGGUGGGAUGCUUACUGCACGAAAUCUCCGUUGCCUGUUGUCCAUGUUAAAGAUAAUGAAGGAUCGUACAGAAUUGCAAAUGUAGCUGCAGCCGCCAGUAAAUGUGCCAGUAUAGGUAUGCGGUUAGCCACACGGGACCAGCUGACGGAUGCCUGGAAGCUAGGAUUGGACAAGUGCCUCUGCGGAUGGCUGGCUGAUGGUAGUGUUGGAUAUCCUAUCUGGGUACCAAGAUCUGGUUGUGGGGACUCAGUACCAGGAAUAAGAACCUGCCCAAGCACGCCUGGUGGCGAAGGUUGGGACGCCUACUGUACAAAGUCAGAGUUACCUGUGGCGUGGGUCACAGAGAAGGAAGGGUCUUACAAAAUUCGGAAUGCAUCUGACGCCGCCGCGGUAUGUGCUAGCGUUGGUAUGAGGUUGGCCACAUACGAUCAGUUGAGAGAAGCCUGGAGGCAAGGCAUGGACAAUUGCAACUGUGGCUGGCUGGCUGAUGGUACAGCGGGAUAUCCGAUCCUGAGGCCAAGAAUUAGCUGCGGAACAGCUGAAGCAGGGAUAAGAGUCUGUUCGGGGUUACCUCGAGAUGGCUGGGACGCAUACUGUACUAAGUCGGAGGUGCCAGUAGUGUAUUCGACAGAUAAGACUGGUAGCCAUGAAAUAAAAACCUGGGAGUCUGCUGCCAUCUUAUGUAUUAGUCGAGGAAUGAGGUUAGCCACACGCGACCAGUUGACAGAAGCAUGGAAACAAGGAUUGGAUGUUUGCGCCUGUGGAUGGCUGGCUGAUGGCACUGUGGGAUACCCCAUCUGGAGACCAAGAGACGGCUGUGGUGGAAAUGCCACAGCGGGGGUUAGAGCGUGCACAUCCACUCCUCCUGGCGAUGGAUGGGACGCGUACUGCACAAAAUCAAAACUGCCGGUGAUCCAUAUUGCUAACGAGACCGGAACAUACCAAAUACCGAAUGUAGUCGCUGCUGUCACUUUGUGCGCCGAUCGGGGCAUGAGGUUAGCCACGUUUGACCAAUUGCGCGACGCCUGGAAGCAGGGGUUGGAUCAAUGCACCUGCGGAUGGCUAGCGGAUGGACGUGUGGGAUACCCGAUUCUGAAGCCAAGAGAGAACUGUGGGGGCCCUACAGCUGGAGUAAGGACGUGUUCCAAUCCAAUUGGCGGUGGAGGCUGGGAUGCGUAUUGCACAGACAUCGAACUACCCGUUGUCCAUGUUCUGGCUGACGAGGGGCAAAACAAAAUUCCGACCGCGGCUGCAGCCGCCACGAAGUGCGCAAGUCGAGGAAUGCGGUUGGCAACACGCGGUCAGUUGCGGGAGGCCUGGAAACUGGGAAUGGACGUCUGCUCCUGCGGAUGGCUGGCUGAUGGAACGGCCGGUUUCCCGAUCAUGCGAUCGAGGGAGGGAUGUGGGGGCGCUACUAGCACACCAGGAUUGAGGACGUGCCAUGUGUAUCCAAAUGGUCUUCAAUUCGACGCUUUUUGUACCAAACUAGAGCUUCCAGUGGUGCGUGUCGUGGCUGUCGCAGGGGGUCAUAAGAUCCCGAGCUGGGAGGCAGCGGUCAAGGAAUGUGCCGAUCGAGGCAUGCGGCUUGCCACACCAGAUCAACUGGAGGAUGCCCGAUGGCACGGAUUCGAUGCCUGUUAUUGUGGAUGGCUCGCAGAUGGUAGUGUGGGUUACCCAAUCCUUAGGCCGAGGGAUGGAUGCGGAUUACAUAGAGCGGGGAUCCGGGUAUGUCCCAGUAGGCCUCCCAGUGGUGCUGGGUGGGACGCAUAUUGUAUCAAAACUAAAGUACCAGUUGUACAUCUCAUCGACAAAGCUGGUCGUUACAAAAUUCCAACUUGGGCUGCAGCUGUCAGUAAAUGCGCAAGUGAGGGCAUGAGGUUGGCAACUCGUGAUCAACUUCAAGAAGCCAGAAAUCUUGGCUUUGACGCAUGUGCGUGUGGUUGGACGGCUGAUGGUAGUGUGAUGUACCCGAUCGUCCGACCUCGAGAUGGAUGUGGAGUCGGACCACCUGCGAUAAGAAUUUGCACCACUCCGCCCAGUCCUGGCUGGGAUGCCUACUGUACGAAAGCUGAACUACCCGUCGUCCACAUUACCGAUAGCUCUGGGAAUCACGAGAUAAAAACCUGGGAUGCAGCCGUCAGACUCUGCGCCAGCCGAGGUAUGAGGUUGGCCACAUGUGAUCAACUGGAUGCUGCCAGGCUUCAAGGUUUAGAUGUUUGCUUCUGCGGAUGGCUGGCAGACGGCACAGUGGGAUAUCCCGUUGUGAAGCCGAGGCAGGGAUGCGGAUCUGGAAGCGGUCGCGCUGAAAUCGCCACAUGUUCCAGCACCCCUCCAAGGGAUGCUGGCUAUGAUGCUUUUUGUACCAACUCGGAAAUUCCAGUCGUACACGUCGAAAAUUCAACGAAUGGAAGUCAUGAAAUUCCCACCUAUGAACAUGCGAAGCAUGAAUGCGCCGUUCGAGGUAUGAAGCUAGCAUCUCGUGCUCAAUUGACGGCAGCCUGGAAGCAAGGAUUGGACGUCUGCGCCUGUGGAUGGCUGGCUAACGGCACUGUUGGCUUUCCCAUUGUCAAGCAGCGUGAGGGAUGUGGACCACCAGGGAAACCAUAUGAGGCUGGGGUUCGAACGUGCUCUAGUGACCCUGCUAGUGCAGGGAACCCAGGGUGGGAUGCAUACUGCAUAUCCACCGACAGUAAGCUCGAAAGCUAGAUAGAAGAAACAUAUGCCAAGAACCUUUUCAAAAUAUUUACACAAUUUUGUUCCAAUUUGCAAUGGUCUGUCUGCAUAACGGCACUAUAGAAGUUUAUAUUCAGCACGUAUUUACGAUGAUUUGAAAUUCAAAUUACUAAUUUCAAAUAUUUAACGAAUGGCGUAGGCCUUUACGAGCAACAAGUUUUACACAGUUUACCAGGUUGCAUACUGUGCAUCAUACUUCCCCUUGCUGGAUUCGAGAAGUUACCGAGCCAUCCUGAUGCACAAGUAUAGACUAGCUUUAUGGAGUUUAAAUUCGAAGUAAACAUACAAAUACAAAUAUUUAGGAAUGGAAAAUUCUCCCGUAGCUCAAGGGCCCAACAUUAUGCUGCCAUUGGUAGCUGAUAUCUACAGCAGUAUGUCAACACUAGCAGCAUUCACACACCUUCACGAAAAAAGUAUCAUAAGAUCAGAUUGAUCAUUAAAGAGGUUCAAUAAGAAGCAGACAGGAAGGUCAGAUUAUAUUACACAAAGUCACCACUAGGAGUCUUUUCUAUCUGAUUGUACAUUGACACUAUUCACGUCCAGACGUUCCAAAAUUCACAGUCAUCAGAAAAGAGCCAAUCAGAAGGGUUCCUUGCAAACUUCCGGUUAAUAUUUUUCUUUAAGAAAUCGGGCGAUGAACGCAUCUAUAGUGGAGUCCUCUCCUCCGCGAUACUGCAUUGUCUAAACGCAACAGUAUCCCUCUCUGAGGCAGUGCGGUCAUGCUUUGUAGAGCUUAUAGAAAAGUGCAUCUUCUCUUCUUCGACGUAAAAUAAUGCGUAGAUGCGAGUGAUGAAAAUGCAUAGGAGUAUCAUCGUAGAGUUCAGCAGUAGGGACAGUGCCAAUAGAAUGUUCU